Molecule: messenger RNA, 153 nt
Organism: Ostreobium quekettii
Lineage: Eukaryota; Viridiplantae; Chlorophyta; Ulvophyceae; Bryopsidales; Ostreobiaceae
Source: the annotation of a GenBank genome assembly
AUGUGCAUGGACGAACUGAAGAGUUACGGGAAACAAAAGCUGCGGGAAGUGUAUGUCUGGCUGGGCAAGCUGGGCGGGGUGGCAGACACACAACUGGAUCAGCGCAAGCAGGAGUGUCUGCUGAGGGAAUGGUUAGGACGUCUGAUGGAUUGA